AUGGUAACAUUUGCUAUAGCAGGAACGAUGCACGGGUUACACCACCUCAUGCUUCUUGGGAAUGAAAUGACUAAUGAAGGGUUGAGUGCAAUUCUUGAUGGUUGUCCUCAUCUUGAGUCACUUGAUUUGCGACAGUGUUUGAAUCUGACAUUGGAGGUAAAUCUGGGUAGAAGAUGCGUCGAACGAAUUCAAAAGAAAUUUGUUUACUGGAUUUCUUUAUUUGUGACAUUGCUAACAUAUGCAACGAAAACAUUUCAUAGAUCAAGGGGAAUCAGGCGCCUCCGACUAUUGAAUUGCAGUGGAGUAUCAAGUGAGGGAUUGGCUGAAGUGGCUCUGAAACUUCUGUUGUUGGAGGAACUUGACAUUACUCUAUGCGCUAACAUCUCACAUGAAGCUAUAAGAGUGAACAAAAAAAAUGCACUUUUUCCUUUUAAAGAGUACAAUGGAGACGCAUUUGCUAUAGCAGAAACAAUGAGAGGUUUACACCACCUCCAGCUUUUUGGGAAUAAGUUGAGAGAUGAUGGCUUGAGAAAUAUUCUUGAUUCUUGUCCCCAUCUUUGUUCCCUUGAUCUACGACACUGUUUUACUCUUAAUCUGGACGGAGACUUGGAUAGAAUUUGUGCUGAACGAAUUGAAAAACUGUGGCUUUCCCCAUAUGAUUCCGCCGAGGGCAAAGAUUUUGUUGCUAGUAUUGAAUAUUGGCUUUAA
Molecule: messenger RNA, 708 nt
Organism: Rosa rugosa (rugosa rose)
Lineage: Eukaryota; Viridiplantae; Streptophyta; Magnoliopsida; Rosales; Rosaceae
Product: putative F-box/LRR-repeat protein 22
Exons: 3
Coding region: 1-708 (235 amino acids)
Molecular function (GO): protein binding
Source: RefSeq, a predicted model, not a curated record